Molecule: messenger RNA, 915 nt
Organism: Metschnikowia bicuspidata var. bicuspidata NRRL YB-4993
Lineage: Eukaryota; Fungi; Ascomycota; Pichiomycetes; Serinales; Metschnikowiaceae
Gene: PIL1
Product: lipid-binding protein
Exons: 1
Coding region: 1-915 (304 amino acids)
Biological process (GO): endocytosis; eisosome assembly; negative regulation of protein kinase activity
Cellular component (GO): eisosome filament; plasma membrane
Molecular function (GO): lipid binding
Source: RefSeq, a predicted model, not a curated record
AUGCACAGAACCUACUCCAUGAGAUCCCAAAAGGCGCCAACUGCCUCGCAAAUGCAAUCUCCACCUCCCCCAACUUCUUCCACCAAGUCGAAGUUUUUUGGCAAGGGGGGUCUCACCUCUAGUUUCAAGAAGAGCUUUGCCGGUGUUUCCUCUCCUGAGUUGUCCAAGAAAUUGACCCAGUACAUCAAGAUGGAGAAGAACGUCAUGAGAGCCAUCGAAUUGACCGCCAGAGAGCGCCGUGAAACCGCCAAGCAAUUGUCCUUGUGGGGUGAGGAGAACGACGAGGAUGUUUCUGAUGUCACCGACAAAUUGGGUGUUUUGAUUUACGAGAUUGGCGAGUUGGAGGACCAAUUCAUCGACAAGUACGACCAGUACAGAAUCACCUUGAAGACCAUCAGAAACAUCGAGGCUUCGGUCCAGCCUUCCAGAGACAGAAAGCAAAAGAUCACCGACGAGAUUGCUCACUUGAAGUACAAGGACCCACAGUCUCCAAAGAUUUCUGUCUUGGAGCAAGAGUUGGUGAGAGCAGAGGCUGAGUCCUUGGUCGCCGAGGCUCAAUUGUCCAACAUCACCAGAGAGAAAUUGAAGGCUGCUUUCAACUAUCAGUUUGACGCCAUCAGGGAGUUGGCGGAGAAGUAUGCUCUCAUAGCCGGAUACGGUAAAGCCCUCUUGGAGUUGUUGGACGAAUCUGCCGUCACCCCUGGCGAGACAAGAGCUGCUUACGACGGCUACGAGGCGUCUAAGCAAAUCAUCAUUGAUGCCGAAAAUGCAUUGGGAUCCUGGACUUUAGACUCUGCUGCCGUCAAGCCUACCUUGUCCUUGCAUCAAGAGGACGCCGAAGAGCCCGAGGAACACGAAUUGUACGAGGCCGAGGAGGAGUUCGCCAAGCACGACGAGACCAACGGCGCCGUUUGA